This is a messenger RNA of Sorex araneus (European shrew), 4523 nucleotides long. RefSeq names its product inositol polyphosphate-5-phosphatase F (gene INPP5F). Lineage: Eukaryota; Metazoa; Chordata; Mammalia; Eulipotyphla; Soricidae. Gene Ontology annotation, biological process: phosphatidylinositol dephosphorylation; regulation of endocytic recycling. Gene Ontology annotation, cellular component: clathrin-coated endocytic vesicle; early endosome. Gene Ontology annotation, molecular function: phosphatidylinositol-4-phosphate phosphatase activity. The record is from RefSeq and is a predicted model, not a curated record. Bases 51 to 3428 code for a protein of 1125 amino acids. The transcript has 20 exons.
CGCGCGGGCCCCGGCGGGCUCCGGCGGGCGCGGCGCGGCGCGGGGCCGGCAUGGAGCUCUUCCAAGCCAAGGACCACUACAUCCUGCAGCGGGGCGAGCGCGCGCUGUGGUGCAGCCGGCGCGACGGCGGCCUGCAGCUGCGGCCGGCUACGGAUCUGCUUCUUGCCUGGAAUCCCAUUUGCUUGGGGUUGGUGGAAGGUGUUAUUGGGAAAAUUCAGCUUCACUCAGAUCUUCCAUGGUGGCUUAUUUUAAUCCGGCAGAAAGCACUGGUGGGCAAACUUCCAGGGGACCAUGAGGUCUGUAAAGUUACCAAGAUUGCCGUGUUAUCCCUCUCUGAAAUGGAACCUCAGGAUCUUGAGCUAGAGCUUUGUAAGAAGCAUCAUUUUGGAAUUAACAAACCUGAAAAAAUUAUACCAUCUCCUGAUGACUCCAAGUUUUUGCUGAAGACCUUGACAAAUAUUAAAUCCAACGUCUCUGCUCCAAAUAAAAAGAAAGUUAAAGAAAGUAAAGAAAAGGAGAGGUUGGAGAAGAGAUUGCUUGAGGAGUUGCUAAAGAUGUUCAUGGACUCAGAAUCCUUUUUUUACAGUUUGACCUAUGACCUGACCAAUUCAGUGCAGAGGCAGAGCACUGGGGAGGAGGAUCCCCGCCCCCUCUGGCAGAAGGUUGAUGACCGAUUUUUCUGGAAUAAAUACAUGAUACAAGAUCUGACUGAGAUUGGUACUCCAGAUGUGAACUUUUGGAUCAUCCCAAUUAUCCAAGGCUUUGUGCAGAUUGAAGAACUUGUGGUUAAUUAUAAUGAAUCAUCUGAUGAUGAGAAAAGCAGCCCUGAGACCCCGCCUCAGGAUUCCUCAUGUGUAGAUGAUGUUCACCCGAGAUUUCUAGUUGCUCUCAUUUCACGCCGAAGUAGGCACAGAGCAGGAAUGCGCUAUAAACGGAGAGGAGUAGAUAAAAAUGGAAAUGUUGCAAAUUAUGUGGAGACUGAGCAAUUAAUUCAUGUCCACAAUCAUACCUUAUCAUUUAUUCAGACACGAGGCUCAGUACCUGUCUUUUGGAGCCAAGUUGGGUAUCGAUAUAAUCCACGACCUCGGCUGGAUAAAAGUGAAAAGGAAACUGUUGCCUAUUUCUGUGCCCAUUUCGAAGAACAACUGAAAAUUUACAAAAAACAGGUUAUUAUUAACCUGGUGGACCAGGCAGGAAGAGAGAAGAUCAUCGGCGACGCCUACCUGAAGCAGGUGCUGCUCUUCAACAACCCACAGCUCACUUACGUGUCCUUCGACUUCCAUGAGCACUGCCGAGGAAUGAAGUUUGAGAAUGUUCAAACGCUGACAGAUGCGAUUCAUGACAUUAUUCUUGACAUGAAGUGGUGUUGGGUUGAUCCGGCAGGGGUAAUAUGUAAGCAAGAAGGGAUUUUUCGAGUGAAUUGCAUGGACUGUCUGGACCGCACCAACGUGGUCCAAGCUGCCAUCGCACGGGUGGUCAUGGAGCAGCAGCUAAAAAAAUUAGGUGUGCUGCCCCCAGAGCAGCCACUGCCAGUGAAAUGCAAUCGCAUCUACCAGAUAAUGUGGGCCAACAACGGGGACGCCAUCAGCAGACAGUACGCGGGGACAGCCGCUCUGAAGGGCGACUUCACAAGGACUGGAGAAAGGAAGUUGGUGGGCGUGAUGAAGGAUGGUGUGAACUCGGCCAACAGGUAUUACCUGAACCGGUUUAAGGAUGCUUACAGGCAAGCAGUCAUAGAUUUGAUGCAAGGCAUCCCAGUGACAGAAGAUCUUUAUUCCAUAUUUACCAAGGAGAAAGAGCACGAGGCUUUGCACAAGGACACUCAGAGGAGCCACCAGGAACUCAUCAGUCAGCUCUUGCAGAGCUACAUGAGGCUGCUGCUGCCUGAUGACGAAACAUUCCAUGGGGGCUGGGCCCUCAUUGACUGUGACCCCAGCCUCACGGACGCCACUCACCGAGACGUCGACGUGCUGCUGCUGCUUUCCAAUUGCGCCUACUACGUGGCCUAUUAUGAUGAUGAAGUUGAUAAAGUAAACCAGUAUCAACGGCUAAGUCUGGAAGAUCUGGAGAAAAUAGAAAUAGGUCCAGAACCCACUCUUUUUGGCAAGCCAAAGUUCUCCUGCAUGCGACUGCAUUACAGACACAAGGAAGCAGGUGGCUAUUUCCACACGCUGAGAGCUGUCAUGCGCAAUCCAGAAGAGGAUGGGAAAGAUACCCUGCAGUGCAUCGCAGAGAUGCUGCGCAUCACCAAGCAAGCAAUGGGGUCAGAUGUACCAAUAAUGGAGAAAAAACUCGAGAGAAAGAGCAGUAAACCACAUGAAGACAUCAUUGGCAUUCGGUCUCAAAACCAAGGCUCUCUGGCCCAAGGAAAAAAAUUUUUAAUGAGCAAGUUUUCAUCUCUUAAUCAAAAAGUGAAACAGACAAAAUCCAAUGUCAGCAUUGGCAAUCUACGAAAACUAGGCAACUUUACAAAACCUGAAAUGAAAGUUAACUUUCUUAAACCAAACUUAAAAGUCAAUCUUUGGAAAUCAGACAGUAGCCUUGAGACCAUGGAAAACGCAGGUGUGGUGGAUAGUAAGAUCCAGGAGGAGUCGGACGGGGAAGCAUCUUCCGAGAACGACUCCUACCACUCCGAUGAAUUCCUUACCAAUUCCAGGUCUGAUGAAGACCGGCAGUUGGCUAGCUCUUUAGAGAAUGUAGGUCCGGUAGACUAUGUUCUUCCCAGCUGUGGGAUUAUUGCGUCGGCACCGCGAUUAGGCAGUCGAUCCCAGUCCGUCAGCAGCACUGAGGGCAGCAUUCAUGGCAGUGGGCUGGGGAAAGGCCACACGUCUCCUUUGAAGAAAAGUCCUUCUGCCGACCACAUCCACAGACUGACUGGUUGUGCCAAGCCAAUGGAGAUAUACUGCCACAGGUUUGUACAAGACGCACAGAACAAAAUGAUCCAGCGAGCGGAGUCCAGGUCUGUUUCUCAGCAGGCUGGCGAGGAAGGAAACCCCUCGACCAAUCAGGUUUCUCACGAAGAAACCCGAUCGGAAUCGAUGGGACAGACACCUUCCCGUCCGUCGCAGUUAGAUGUGUCGUCUUCUGCAGCAGGCCCACAGCUCCUGUCCGUUGAGCCCGCACAUGCGGUGGUAUCUCAAAAGACCCCAGGUUCUGGAUCCAGCCUGCUCGAACUCGAGACAGGCCUUCACCUAACUCCUUCUCCUUCAGAAAGCAGUAGCAGCAGAGCCGUCUCCCCCUUUGCCAAGAUCCGGAGCUCCAUGGUCCAGGUCGCUAGUAUUACCCAAGCAGGACUCACCCAGGGCAUCAACUUUGCAGUGGCGAAGGUCCAGAAGAGCCCCGCAGAACCCGAAAUGAUCAAUGAAGUCCAACAAAACGAACUUAAAAACAUGUUUACACAAUGCCAGACACGAAUAAUCCAGAUUUGAUUUCGUACCCGAGAGAAUCCUGUGGCUUUUAGUCAGUAGGAAAAGACUUCCCAGCUGGAGAGAGUGCAGGGGUUAAGGCAUGUAGCUUGCAUCUGGCCGACCCUGGUGCAGUCCGUGGCACAAGGUCCUCCGAGCAGAGGCAGGAAAAGCCCCUGAGCACGGCUGGGGGUGGCCCAAACACCACCAUCCCUCCCCGAAAAAGACUUCACAUAGUAGGCUAUUUUAACCUGUACUGUGUCUUUGAGUCUAGGGAUAACAAAAUUCUAAUUAUGUCUAUUGGGGAAAUGUUCUAAGAGGAGCCUGAACUGGAGCGGAUUUCCCGAUUUGGGAGUGAGAAUAACAGAAGCGUGUCAUCCUAGACUGUAUAGGCCAGAGCAGUUUGUUUUCCUUUGAAAAGAAUUCAGGACUGGUUUAUCUGGGGAUGUAAAAGCUAAGAAUCUUUUUUUGGUGGAAUAGGUAAAGUGUAUCCAGUAGUAUGAAAAAAGUAUCUGAAUAUAAAACUCUAAAGUCUUAAUAAUUUAACCAAUCUCUGAUAGUUGAUUUUGGCACUGCAGUCAAAAAAUAUGCCCAUUCCCAAUAUUCUGCUUAAGCAAGUUAAAAGUACGAUGUCACCUUGCACUCCCUAAAGUCUUGAGUAUAUUUUUCCAGUCAUACAAAACUUGAUACAUCAGAUGUCAAUAACAGCCCUGCUUGUUUUUCAGGAAUUUAACUAAAUUUGUUGGCAACUGAUCAUUCUUAAAGUCUUCAAAUUGUAAUUCUUUCUAGAGGCAUUCCUUAGCAUUUUACAUAAAUAAACUACACAACUAUUUUAGUCCUAAGCACAGCUGUGCUGAAUUGAUUAUACUCUAAUCCUGGCCACAUGGAACUAGGACCUCUCCUACUAGCCCACAGAGAGAAAGGGUGCACAUAUUCCAAACAAGUAUUGGUUUGUCUGGUAUCUUUAGAGUUGUUGAAAUAAUUCUCGGCUAAACAUUAUGUCUGUUGUAACUUUGAUGAAGUAUUCCCACUUAUGUUAUUUAUUAGUGGUAUCUUUUUUUUUUUGAAGUGUCAAAUGUUGUGACUAUUUAAAAUAAAGUACCAUUAUAAUUUACAGUG